Molecule: messenger RNA, 1594 nt
Organism: Polistes dominula (European paper wasp)
Lineage: Eukaryota; Metazoa; Arthropoda; Insecta; Hymenoptera; Vespidae
Gene: Gas8
Product: Growth arrest specific protein 8
Biological process (GO): cell motility
Cellular component (GO): Golgi apparatus; microtubule; motile cilium
Molecular function (GO): microtubule binding; small GTPase binding
Source: RefSeq, a predicted model, not a curated record
UAUCAAUCAUUAUUGAGAGACACUUGUGUUUGAAGUAUUUAAAAAGAAAGAAAUAAAAUUUAAAAAAAAAAAAUAAAGAAAAAUGGGACCAAAGAAAGUUAAGGGUAAAUCAGUAGACACCGUUGACGGGGUGGACACGACAAAAAUGAACAGAGAACAACUGGAGAUCUAUUCUCAUAAGAUUUUAGAAGAAUUGGAACGUGAAAGGGAGGAAAGAAAUUUUUUUCAAUUAGAAAGAGACAAAUUACGUACUUUUUGGGAAAUCUCGAGGCAUCAAUUGGACGAAGCACGCGCCAUUGUAAGGAACAAAGAACAAGAGAAGGAAGAACUUCAGGAAAAGCAUGAAGCAGAAAUGAAAUUGUACAAACAAAAAGUAAAGCACUUGAUGUACGAACACCAGACUAAUUUGUCCGAAACAAAGGCGGACCAUUUGGUUGCUCUUAAAAUGGCGCAAGAUGAUCAUGUAUCUCAAGAGAAUGAGCUCAUUAGAGAUAAAAAGGAAUUGAAGAAAGCACAAAAAGAACUGGAAAUGACUCGUUUGAAUGAAAUUCAUGAAUUGAAACUUCACCAUUCAGAGGAAAUAAGUGACAUAACAAAAAAAUUCGAAUCAGAAGCGUUAGAAUUAGAGCAAAAAUACGAGCAGAAAUUGACGAGUCAGUACGAAUCGUUAAUGUCGAAACAUCAAAUGGAAAUUACCGAAAUAGAGGAAAGAAAAAAUUUGCACAUUUUAAAUUUGAUGAAAAAUCAUGAAAGUGCAUUUACAGAGAUGAAAACUUAUUACAAUGACAUUACUCUGAAUAACUUGUCGCUUAUUCAAAGUAUGAAGGAACAAAUGGAAGUAAUGAAAAAUAAUGAGGAUAGAAUGAAGAAACAAGUGCGCGAAUUAACGAUGGAAAAUAAACAAUAUUCCACGGAAUUAAAUACUUUGCGGGAGAAAGUAGCCGAUUAUACGCGACAACUGAUUAAUUAUGAAAAAGAUAAGCAAUGCUUAUCCCACACAAAAAAAAGAUUGUCAUUGGUUCUUAAGGAUUACAACAAUUUAAAAUGGGAGAACGAAGUUUUGGAAUUACGUUUUGACAAAUGCCAAUCGGAAAGAGACGAGCUUUAUUCUAGAUUCGUAUCAGCUAUAUUGGAAUUGCAACAAAAGACUGGUCUAAAAAAUGUACUAUUAGAAAAAAAGUUAGAAAAGUUAUCGGAAUUGUUGGAACAACGCGACGUACAAAUUAACGAAGUUUUGGCUGCUGCUAAUAUAGAUCCUACAGCCGUCGUUAAUGUAAAUACAAAAUUGGAGGACAUGUUGAAUAGAAAAAAUACAGCGAUACAAGAUCUCCAGUAUGAAUUAGCUAAAGCUUGUAAAGCACACGACGAUUUAUUAUCGGUAUACGAAAGUAAAUUGCAAGAGUAUGGAAUACCGAAAUCGGAAAUUGCAUUUCAACCGUUAAGGGCCAAAAUGGUUAAUACGUGGACAGGAUCGGGACACGUUGCGGAAAGUUACAUUACAACGGAUCGAUAGAUUUAGAAACACAUGAGAGAACUACUUUUUUAUAUUAUUAAUUCAUUGUAAAAUAUAUAUCUUGAAAUCUCUGAACAACAA